Molecule: messenger RNA, 153 nt
Organism: Culex quinquefasciatus (southern house mosquito)
Lineage: Eukaryota; Metazoa; Arthropoda; Insecta; Diptera; Culicidae
Source: the annotation of a RefSeq genome assembly
AUAGCCCCUAUUAGAUGAUUAACUUUAUUUUUAGUCUUUUCUAUUACAUUAGUAGUUUUUAAUGUUAAAAAUUACUUUUGUGUUUCAUAUUCAUCAAAUCAAACAGCCCAAAAUAUUAAUAUUAAAUCUUUUAAAAUAAAUUGAAAAUGAUAA